Messenger RNA from Helobdella robusta, 1863 nucleotides. RefSeq lists its product as hypothetical. The record is from RefSeq and is a predicted model, not a curated record. The transcript is spliced from 15 exons. Gene Ontology annotation, molecular function: protein binding. NCBI's taxonomy places the organism in Eukaryota, Metazoa, Annelida, Clitellata, Rhynchobdellida, Glossiphoniidae. The coding region runs from base 1 to 1863 and encodes 620 amino acids.
AUGACAUUCACAAGAAAUUUUACCAGACCCAGUUCCCUCUUCAAUUCUCACACUGUGAGAUUGGAAACUUUUCAUUCUAGCAUCAAACAUAACGGUUCUAGGCAUUCAAUCUCAAUGGGACCCCUGAUCAAAUGUUCUGAAGUAUCAAUUGUACCGUCUGACAAUCAGUUCACCCAACUGGGCUCCAACUUCAUAUUCACGUGCAUCAUCUCUGAUAAACUCGUCAAAGAUCAUUACCAUCAUCAUCACCGCGAUGACGACGACGACGAUGACGUCAGAGGGUGGCCGACUAUGAGGUGGAAAGACCCAAACCAGGCGGUCGUUGGGGAAAAAGUUGAUAGAGUGUACAGCGAGCGUAUAGAUAGGCAGAAGAACAAGUUGUACGUGAUGAACGUCAGCCGGGAAGACGAGGGUUCGUACAUGUGUGAGGUCAAGGUCGACAACGGAAUGAUGCUCCUCGAUUCCAACAAGCUCUACAUUUAUUCGGAAAUAGAAUUAAAAGGUCCUGAUUUCCCGCCAAAAAUUAUGAGGGGGCACUCGGAGUUGUUGAGGUGUGAGGCCGGUGACCGCCGAAAGUACGAGAAGUUGAGCGGUGGCUUGCGGCUGAACGACGCUCAGCCAAGCGACGCCGGCACUUAUGAAUGCAUAGCCCACAACGUCAACAGAGGAACUUUUAAUCGAUCAAGAUUUCUGUAUGCGCCGGUCUUGGGGCACGCGCCCUCCUCCAUCCGGGUGGUGAAGGAGACUGACGCCAUCUUGAAUUGUAGCGCCUCAUCCUACCCCCCACCAAUCUACCAGUGGUUCAAGGGCGAUCCCCACCGCGGCAAACUCCUACACAAGAGUAACACCACAGGUUCUUACGUCAUCAGGAAAGUAGGUUACGAUGACGAGGGCCGCUAUACCUGCCUGGUGACCAAUCAGUACGGCCGAAAUGAGGUCACCACCGAUCUACACGUCGCUGUUCCUCCAAAAGUAAAAUUAAGCAGACCACGUGAUCCAGUUUUGAUUGGGGAGAGGGUGAUGUUACUCUGUGAGGCCUCCAGCACCCCGAUGGCCAGCCUGAGUUGGACAUGGACGUACGCGCAAUAUAAAAGAAAUAUCACGGCCCAUUUAAGUCCAACGAAGGAAAAUGGCGCCAUGAGUGUGAGAGGGAGAGUUAGCGAACCGACUCGAAAUGACGUCAUCAUAAGAACGGACGCCAGCGGAAUGAGUAGGCUACUGAUUGAAAGUGUGGCGAAGGAACACGGUGGCUACUACACGUGCGUCGCUACAAAUAUGGCAGGGACUGAUGAGAUGAGUGUGCAUGUUGUUGUGCAAUAUCCGGCCAUUAUAACAGGGAGUCAGAAUCCGGUUCAGUAUGCAUGGUUAGGACAAAAACGUAAGUUCAGUUGUCAAGCUGUCGGCUUUCCACUUCCGUCUGUACUGUGGUUCAAAGUCGUACCGUCGGUCCCUAGAAACAUCUUGGUGGUGAACACGACGAUCAACUCGUUCACCCUGCAAACAACUUCAAACUAUUCAAAUUCACUCGCCAGUCCGUCCAUACCACCAAUCACGUCAUGGGUUGUUAAGUAUAGAAAAUUGUUGACGUCAUCAUCGUCAUCGUCGUCUGAUAAAGAUUUCAUCAUUCAUUCAUUUGCCAACAGCAACCAUCUAGAGAUAACGAACCUGGAAUCGAACUGUAGCUACUUGGUCCUCGUCUCGGCUUGCAACGUCGUUGGCCAGAGCGGUCUAGUAAAAUUUCACGUCAACACGAAGCCCCAGCCACUACCACCAGCUUCUGGUGGUCGUCGUGGCGGGAAAGAUGGCAAUGAAGAGAAGGGAGAUGAUGGAGUAAAAUCUGAUGAAGAUACGGGCAAUGUUUGA